Drosophila innubila is the source of this 1095-nucleotide messenger RNA. RefSeq names its product hsp70-binding protein 1. Bases 98 to 1015 code for a protein of 305 amino acids. The record is from RefSeq and is a predicted model, not a curated record. NCBI's taxonomy places the organism in Eukaryota, Metazoa, Arthropoda, Insecta, Diptera, Drosophilidae. The transcript is spliced from 5 exons.
UAUUAGUGCGCUCCCACAUGUUUUUAUUUAUUUACAGUCAUCAAAGUAUACGAAUUCUCUUAAGUUUAUAAAUUUUGUUUAAUAAUUGAAAUACAAAAUGGAUUCUGCCAGAUUACCUCCCAACCGAAAACAAAAUUUAGAGGGAUUGCUGAGAUUGGCUGUUGAAAAUAUGGAAGAAGGAAGCCAGCUAAAUCAAGAUCCUAUCGAAAUGGAUGCACAGAGAAAUGAAUUCCUUCAGGGAGCACUGCAGUCGAUGACAAUGAAAGUCGAUGAUGUUCAAUACGCACUGGCCAACUUAAAAAAUGAAUCUGUUAGCACGGCAGAAAAAUUGGAAUGCUUGGAUAUUAUUCGAGAUAAUAUUGAUGAUAUUGAUGCGGCAAAUUCUUUUGUUAAAACAGGAGGAAUAACUACAUUAUUGGAAUAUAUCAGAAAACCAAAUAGUGACUUACGACCGCAGUCUAUUUACAUAGUAGCAGAAAUGUCACAAAAUAAUGAGUUUUGUCAAAACUAUUUUGUAAACGAGAAGAUUAUUCCAGUACUUACUUCAACCAUGAAUGAUGCUGAUGAGGAUUUAGCUCGGGGUUCGAUCUACGCUAUAUCAUCGUUGAUUCAAAAUUUUCCAGCAGGGCUGAAAGAGUUUCUUCGAACAAAGGGAACUCAAACUCUAUUAUCUUGCUUAAGCUCCACUCAUGUCACUGUCUAUAUAAAGUCGGCAUUUCUGAUAGCAUCUUUGUCAUCAAAUGAUAGUUCAUUCCGGGAUCUUAUUAAUAAGCAGAAUGCCGCACAAAUCCUUUUAAGUAAUCUGGAGGCUAAAGAUGAAUAUGAGGAUAAGCUUGAAGCUACGCUAUUCGCUUUAUCUGCCCUUUCAUUAAAUAGUAAAUGGAAAAUUACUCCUUUGCAACAAAAGGAAGUUGCAGUUAUUCUUAAACAAAUAAUCAAUAACAAAGUUUUAUCGGAAACUUGUGAAGAGAUGAUCAAGUAUGCGCGAAAUAUUUUGAAUGCGAUAACAAAAUAAAUGAGAUAUAUACUUCAAUAGUAAUCGGUUUCAUUUAAUUGCUUUAUUUAAUAUUAAUGCUGUUGUUAUUACCACAUUAU